UGAUAAGAGUAUGGUUCAUAUAGUAGAAAAAAAUUGCUGAGUGUGUGCAUGACAAACAAAAACACACACAAAGCAGUACAUGUACUGAGAUAUGUGGCAGCGCACUCCAUUGGGUUUGCAUUUGAACAGGCAAAAAAAAAAGCUUUCUUCUGAACAAUAAACCAAGAGGGGAAAAAAUGUGAGAAUGAGGACAUUAAAAAAAAAAGAAAAACAACAUAUCAAGUUGUCUCUUCCAACUAACCUCAGGGAAACAAAUGGUCUUGUUUGUAUAUAAAGGGCAUUUUCCCAUCAAAUGCCAUUAUAUAGUGCCACUGGUAGUUUCGAAAAAUACAGACAAUGCACAGCACUUGGACGAUAUACAAAAAUGUUUAAAUAUAUUGCAGAUGGUGGUUUGUAAAUUGUAUAUUAAUUAUACAGCAUCUAGAAGCAAAGAUCUACACAUCUAGAAAAAAUAGGUGACUACCCAUUUUACUGAAAUUAGUCUGACAACACGUGGCUACGUGGAGUUAAUGUCCAUUUCUGCCUGGGCUGGAUCAAUACUUGCCUUGUAAAUUUUGAAUAGGAAUCACUGAUGUGAAGACUUACGGCUCCCUAUAUUGUAUAACAGAUCGCACAGAAGGGGAGAAAAACCAUUAAUUACUGCAGGGGAAACAUUUUAUAAUGGCAAAUAACCUUGUAACCACUAUCUAAACCCAAGUUCAGCAAUGCACACUUUUUUUUUUUAUUAUUCUGCAAUAUAAACCCCAACGUUCCACGAGAGUAUGGAGGUUGCGUGUUCGUGCCGAGGUCUCCACACACAUGAACGCAGCGUGCUGGGGGUGGGGUACCAGCACUGCUGGGGGGGGGGGGGUGUCAGUCCAGAGCAGAAAGGCACCCUUACGGCAUCAUCUGGAUUUAUGCCCAUUGAUCCGUGAACUGCAUUCCUACAUCAGUCUUAAAUGUAUAUUUCGAGGAGGGAAAAAAAAAAAAAUCGUCAGGUAUUCUGAUUUGACGUUGUUUUCCCUGGAUGACUAAAAAGCUUAAGUUAUUAAACUGACAAGUUUCCAAAGGAGGUCCUGGUGCCAGCAGCCAGUCUUACCCAUACAAAGUCUAUGACAAACCUGACCUUAACCAUGAGGGCAAAUGCAGUUGAUAUUGUAAGGCAUAAACAGUAUUAAAACACCCAAUGUAUUUAAAAAAAAUUUAAUGUUCACAAUAUAUAAAGCCUACAUUUACAUCAUUAAUUUUUUUUCCCCACUGUUGUAUUAAAUAUAAAAGAGGCUUAAAUGCGUAAUUAUACAAGCGCGAUACAACCCGGAAACCGCCCCCUUCUAUUAUCAGAGACGUGUCCCCCCCCCAUUCAAACGGACGUCGCAGGACGACAACGGAAAAUCCCCAACUCGGAAGCCCCGCCUCCUGACUAAACGUUGACGAAAACCGAGCAGCAACGGAAGAGCCGGACGACCGAAGUCCCACCCAUUUUUUAUUUAACCCUUUACGAGCAAAUGACUACGAGUGAACGGCCGCCAUUUCGCAAGACCUGUAACAAAAGAAAAGCUACGUUCUUAGAAAGAAAUUAAACACAAAAUGAAACCCGACCUACUACAAAUUAAGACAUUCGGCUAAAAUUUGAAGUUCCCGUUAACUUCGCGCGGGUUCAGCCGAAGUCUACGCAAGCGGACCAAAACAAGAGACGUAGUGAAACCCGUCCUGGGAGCUCUUUACUUCGGUGUUCAACUUCCCCCUUUACACCGCGCUGUCGGAGACAAGAUGGCGGCACCCGGCGCGCGACUGGCGCUCUGCGUGCUGGCCCGCGUGCGGCCCUUCUCGUCGCGCCUCGCUGAGCGGGCACAGGGGAUCCCAGUUUGGCCUUGGUCUCGACCCCAGUGCCCACUGCUGCAGUUGGGUCGCCCCUCGUGCUCCGCGGCGUCCCGGUCUGAGAAGACGAGCGGCGACGGCGCAGCCGAACAGUCGUCCCGCUACAAGGACCAACCCUGGAAUUACCUGGAGAGCGAAGAGUACAAGGAGCGUUAUGGGUCAAGACCCGUUUGGUCAGACUACAGGAGGAAUCACAAAGGGGGCAUUCCGCCACAGAAGACACGCAAAACGUGUAUAAGGGGAGACAAGAUCAGCGGGAAUCCAUGUCCAGUCUGCAGGGAUGCUAACAUCAUCGUCCACUAUCAGAAUGUGAAACUACUGGAGCAGUUUGUGGAUCCGUACUCUGGGGAAUUAUACGAUGCCACGCGUACAGGUGUAUGUAUGAAACAGCAGAAACAGCUGAAGCAAGCUAUUGACUCAGCCAGAGACCAUGGACUACUGCCAUUCCAAGUGCCCCUUGUGGACUUCUCGGGGGAGGACUACUCCAACUCCCAUGAUGCAGUAGGGUGCACCCCUCCUUGUCCUUCCAUGGCUCCUGAGGAGCCCUGGUACCCAUGGUAUGAGGCCAAGCCUGAUGAGCACGAGGUAGCUAAAGUGAAGAAGAUUUACAAGGCUUUCCUCAAGCAGUGAGUGGACAGUACAGGCGAGCUGCCUUUGUCCCCUUGGUUACAAGGUCAACGUGAUACAGCUUUAGAAAUGCUAAUUGUAACAUGGGUCCUGUGUUUUAUGAAAAUAAAGUUGUCAAAGAGUUG
Molecule: messenger RNA, 2609 nt
Organism: Scleropages formosus (Asian bonytongue)
Lineage: Eukaryota; Metazoa; Chordata; Actinopteri; Osteoglossiformes; Osteoglossidae
Gene: mrps18b
Product: mitochondrial ribosomal protein S18B
Exons: 8
Coding region: 1750-2487 (245 amino acids)
Biological process (GO): mitochondrial translation
Cellular component (GO): mitochondrion; ribosome
Molecular function (GO): structural constituent of ribosome
Source: RefSeq, a predicted model, not a curated record